Messenger RNA from Linum trigynum, 2539 nucleotides. The record is from the annotation of a GenBank genome assembly. NCBI's taxonomy places the organism in Eukaryota, Viridiplantae, Streptophyta, Magnoliopsida, Malpighiales, Linaceae.
GUUCAAUAACAUGAUUAAAUAGUAUGUUGACCGGUGAAGUAUUUGCGUUAAACCUUUUCGUCAUCCCUUUUAUUAAGGGUGCGGAUAGAAUAACAACACCCUUUGUGUUCUUAUAAUAACAACAUGAUUCAUUAAGGGGAAAAAAUGUAAACUAACAAUAAAUAACAAAUUAAAUUUACAUUAAUUAUCUGAAACCCUUCUUCUCCUCCGUUCCUUCCCACUCGCAUCUGACUUUCUUCCAUCCCUCACCAUUGUGACUUCAUCGACGCUGCUGCCGAUCCGAAAGUUCGAGCAAGCAAUCCUCCUCCGCCAUCCCUCAAUCCACUCCAUCCAAGUCAUUUAUCCUCCUUCCGGCGUCAACGACGACGACAAUCCAUCGAUUUCAAAGGCGCUAUCAUCAUCAGAUCUGCUGAGGUUUCGGAAUCGACGAUGAUUGUGCCGGCGAGGGGAAUAGAGACUCGAUCGACGAAAAUGGGUGGAACAGAGUGUUUGGUGAUGAGGCUGUUACGGUACGGAAACUGGCGGGGAGAUCUUCGGCUGCUGCUGCAGAUCCAAGCCGACGGCGGAAGGAGCUUGCAAGGUGCAGAGCGAGAGGCUCUGACUUCACGGACUAGGCCGCUGAGCGGAAUCCGACAGGGAUCGUAGAAUAGGCCGUUGAACUUGAUCCAAAGUAUGAAAUUGACGGUGAACUUGAUGUAGAGCAGGCAGUAGCCGAGGAUACAGGGGGAAUGUAGUCGGGCGUCGAAUACGUGACCGGCAUCGGGAAAUCGCGGUGGAAGGUUGUAAAGGUGAUGUCGAUGACUGACAUGCGGAGAUUCCGGGCAAGAGUACGGCCGUGGCGGACGAUGAGGGGAGCGUUGCCGACGGAGGCGAGCGGCGAUGAAAUGGGGUGUGAUUUUCCAUUGCUAACCACGUUUUCAUCAGCUCACCCAUCUUGAAUUUGUUGCUGCUGCUCCUUCUGCUUCCCUUUGCUUACCCAAACUAAUCACCCACAUCCAUCGAUCUAAAACGAGGAAAUGGGGUGUGAUUUCCAUUCUCCAAUUCUCCAAUUCAAUCAAGAUAUCCUCUUGGAGUGAUUUCAUUGAUUUUUUUACAACAAUGAUCGGUCCUAUUUGUUUCAUUUUGUUUUCUAAUUAAUAUUUAAGUACACCAAAAACUUCCUAAUAUAAACCACAAACAUGGUAAAGCAAACCAAAAAUGCAUAUCAGAAACCUUCAAAUGCAAAGCACAAGUCUCGUAAAACAUACCAGAAAUGUAAGAAAACAAACCACAAAUAUUUCUAAAUCACGCCAGAAACCUCCUAAUAGAAACCACACACACGAUAAAACAAACCAGAAAGCCUGCAAAGCAAACCACAAAAGUUUCGAAAGCACACCAUAAACUUCUUAAUGCAAACCAAAAACCUCCUAAUGCAUACCGCAAAUCUCCUAAAACAAACCAAAAACCUCACAAAGCAAACCACAACAUUUGCGAAAGCACACCAGAAACCUCAUAAUACAAACAACAAACACGGUAAAGCAAACCACAAAAACAAACCAGAAACGUCCUGAUGCAAACCACAAACGCCGUAAAGCAAACCAGAAACCCCACAAAGCAAACCACAAAAUUUUUUAAUGCACACCAGAAACUUCAUAAUGCAAACCAGUAACACGAUAAAGUAAACCAAAAAUAGCAUAAAAAAGCACGAGAAACCAAACCAUCAAUCUCACAAUGCAAACCAUUAUAUCCGGUGGUCGUUGACAGUUGACAGGUCAACGAAAAUCGUUGACCAAACUCCGAUGACCGUCAGUGAGUAGAUUUAGGCGUCGAUAGGCAUAUUCCGGCCACGAUGACUAGAUUUCCACGCCGGUAAGCAUAUUUCGACGCAAGUAAGCAUAUUUCGAUGUCGAAAUAGCAUAUUCCUGCGACAAAAAGCGUAUUUCGGUGACCGGCGACCAGAUUCUGAUGACCGAUGGUCGAAUUCCGGCGACCAAAGUUUUGAACAGAAAAUAAAAAAUAUUUUAUUAUUAUUUAAACAUAAUUUUCAUAAUGACAAUUAUACCCCUGCUUUGAUUUUACACUAGGUCAACUAAGCUAAUAAAAAGUCAUCACAACUCUAGCUUCCUAUUGGUUGGAGACUAGUGUUGUUACAAUAACAAAUAUGGUGUUGUCACCAUAUCCGCUCCCUUUUAUUAGUAGGAGUAGGGGUGGGAGAUGGAAAACAGGUAUCUGGGUAUACCCAUACCCGUCCUUUUUUUAGGGUUAUGGAUACCUAAAUACCCGUAAUUUUUUUAUGGGAUGAGACUUGAGAUCAAAAAGUUCUACAAUUGGUACCCACGGGUUACCCGUUUGGGUAUUACGAGUACCUGUACUACUCGUCCAAGUCCUAAAGUUGUUGUUAUCAAAACUUGUCACCCUGUAGGAAAGUGUAUGCUUGAUUGGUAUUACAUUAAGCUCUAAAAUCUAGAGCCGAAUCAUGAAAUAUUUAUGCACUUUCUGUCUUUCUCUUAUAGAUGUCAAUAACUUUGGUGAAUGCGAAAAGUAAAUGAGACACGAUGUU